Molecule: messenger RNA, 1605 nt
Organism: Colletotrichum karsti
Lineage: Eukaryota; Fungi; Ascomycota; Sordariomycetes; Glomerellales; Glomerellaceae
Product: amino acid permease family
Exons: 1
Coding region: 1-1605 (534 amino acids)
Biological process (GO): amino acid transport; transmembrane transport
Cellular component (GO): membrane
Molecular function (GO): transmembrane transporter activity
Source: RefSeq, a predicted model, not a curated record
AUGGAGAAUGACCCGGAAUCGAACUUGAAGCAUCUAGACACGGCAGACCAGGCCGCCCAAGAUGCGCAGGACCUCGCCUACCUCGGCCACGACCAGGCCCUCUCGCGCAAGUUCAGCACGACGAGCAUGCUCUUCCUCGCCGUCUCUGUGCUAGGCACCUGGUCCACCUUCGCCCAAGGCCUCUCGAGCGGCCUCACCAGCGGCGGUCCUAUCGCCAUCCUCUGGGGUCUUGUACUCGUCGCCUUCUGCAACAUCUGCGUUGCGGUCUCGCUCGGCGAGCUCUGCAGCAGCAUGCCGACCGCUCUGGGACAGGCGUACUGGAUCUCCCGCCUCUGGCCCGGUCCCGCGGGUCGUUUUACCUCUUACCUCUGCGCCUGGAUCAAUACCUUUGGCUGGUGGACGUUGUCGGCAUCGCAGCUCGCUUUCAUGACCAACUUCAUCCUGAGCAUGAAAGUCCUCUUCGUCGAGGACUGGGCCGAGGCCGGGGUCGGAUGGAUCAACUUUUUGCUCUAUCUGGCCGUUACUCUUGUGGUCACGGUCGUCAACCUCGUCGCCUGCCGAAGAGACGCUAUCCUGCCGGCCUUUAACAACUUCGUGGGAGUCUGCUUCAUCGGGCUCUUUUUCGUCUUUUGCCUCGGGCUCCUUAUUUCCGUGGGCGUGAGGCCGGGCCUGCAGUUCCAGCCGGCUUCGUUUGUGUUCGGUCGAUGGAUCAACCAGACCGGCUGGGGAGAUGGGGUGACCUGGUUCACGGGUCUCGUCCAGGCCGCGUACGGCCUCACUGCCUUCGACUCGGCCGUCCAUCUUGCUGAGGAAAUCCCGGCGCCUCGCAAGAACAUCCCGCGCGUGAUCUGGCUCUCGGUCGUCCUUGGAGCCAUCACCGGGUUCAUCUUCAUGGUGGCCUGUCUGUUCUCCAUCCAAAACAUUGACAACAUCUUGAACCCGGUCACCGGACUCCCCUUCAUGGAUCUCCUCCACGAGGCCAUGGGGCUUCAGGGGGCUACAGUGCUUCUCUCCCUCUUCAUAUUCAACGGCAUGGGGCAGGCUGUCAGCAUCCUCACGACCGCGUCCCGUCUGACUUGGGGCUUUGCGAGAGACGGCGGAAUCCCGUGGAGCGCAUACUUCUCCGGGGUCAACGAGACCUGGAGGGUACCAGCGCGCGCCCUGUGGCUUCAGGGAGGCAUCAUCGGUCUCAUCGGUGUCCUCUACACGUUCGCCAACACGGUGCUCGAAGCCAUCCUCAGCGUCAGCACGAUUGCUCUCACCGUCUCCUACGGAAUGCCAAUCCUGACCGUCCUUCUCGUCGGCCGCGACAAACUCCCGCCCGGAGAGUUCAGAUUGGGACGCCUGGGCCCCGUCAUCAACUGGAUCUCGGUCAUUUACUGCUCCAUCACCACUGUAUUCUUCUUCUUCCCGUCAGCGCCUAAUCCGGCACCGGCCGACAUGAACUACGCGAUCGCCGUCUUCGGAGUCAUGAUGGUCGUGACCCUGGGCUUCUGGGUGGUCAAGGGACGGUACACGUACCUGCAGACUGCGGAUGCCGAGGUGCGGAUCAUCGAGGCGCAGAAUGCAGAAGUCACGACCGCGCCGGUUCAUCGAAAGUCUUGA